CUGAUCGGGCAUUUAAUGAGUUGCAGUUUGUGCGACGUAAUUUAGAUGUGUCUUUUGGUAAUCAAACAGAUAAGUCCGUCUGGUUACGAGAAAUCGUUUUGCUUUGCCGUAAUGGAGACCCCACAAAACUCUUUAAACAUCACCUUCCAGGACGAUAAAGAAAUCCAGGAUUUGUUAAAACAACUCAAGGAUGCCAAAACUGAACUACAGCUUACUAAAGACGAGGUGGAGCAAGUAAACCAAGACGUUAACAAAUGCAGAGAGGAGAUGGACCGGAGGAUGAUGAUGAUGGUCCAGAUGGACGAAGGCCUGUGGAAUGCAUUGCUUGAGCUGGACACUCAGAUGCAGGAGAAGAAAAGCCUUGCCAAUCAGCUGGAAGAAUUAACUCGAUCUAGUACCAUAGAGUCGAAGCAAGCUCUUCUGAGAAGUUUGCAGGAGGAGGAAAGCAGCCUGCUGGAGCAGGAGUGUCAUCUGAAGCUCAAACGUGAGCAGCUGAGGAAAGCACUGCUGGAUGCUUCUGCGAACUCAGAGGAAGUUUUACAGGGUGAGAAUCCAGUUCAACCAGACUCUUCCAGCCAGAGUAAGUCUACAGAAAAGCCAGUGAGAAAAAGAGGAACACGGAAGUGAUCACAACAUCAAAAAAGUGCUACUUUAAUUUUUUUUUUAUGUCUAGUACAACCAAGCUGCAAUAAACAUGGAAAAUAUGGUGAA
Molecule: messenger RNA, 711 nt
Organism: Carassius gibelio (silver crucian carp)
Lineage: Eukaryota; Metazoa; Chordata; Actinopteri; Cypriniformes; Cyprinidae
Exons: 5
Coding region: 46-627 (193 amino acids)
Source: RefSeq, a predicted model, not a curated record